Dufourea novaeangliae is the source of this 1351-nucleotide messenger RNA. RefSeq names its product multiple inositol polyphosphate phosphatase 1 (gene Mipp2). The coding region runs from base 23 to 1351 and encodes 442 amino acids. The record is from RefSeq and is a predicted model, not a curated record. NCBI's taxonomy places the organism in Eukaryota, Metazoa, Arthropoda, Insecta, Hymenoptera, Halictidae. Gene Ontology annotation, molecular function: acid phosphatase activity; inositol phosphate phosphatase activity. The transcript has 9 exons.
UUUUAUUGAUAAUUAUCACAAGAUGCAGCAAAUUUUACUUAUCCAAGUAUUUUUAAUACUCAUUGCGAGUGUACUAGUUUCAUUUGCACACAAUUGCUUUCUGCACAAUAAAGAUUAUAGAUGCAAGUUAGGAACAAAGACACCGUACAGAUUUAUAGCUAAUUAUGAUGAUAAUCCUCUUGAAUACCCAGGAUGUACUCCAAAAAAGAUAUGGUUAAUCUUGAGACACGGUACAAGAUACCCUAGUAAAAAGUAUAUAUCAAUUAUGAUUGAAAAAUUGUCAAAACUACAACAGAUUAUUAUAGACAAUUAUGAAAAUAAAAAGACAAGUUUGACAGAUGAAGAUGUAGUUCUAUUGAGAGAUUGGUAUGUCUCCUUCACCAAGGAUGAUAUUAUGCGACUAGCAGGAGAAGGUGGAAAUGAGAUGAUUGAUCUUGGAGAAAGAUAUCAAUCGAGGUUCCCUUCUCUCAUGCCAGAGGUUUAUAAUAAUGAGACUUAUAGGUUCAAAUACACUGCCACUCAACGCACAGAGGAAAGUGCAAGAAACUUUGCCACUGGUCUGUUCGGUAGAUACAAUAGUAAAAAAGUGUUGUAUCCAGAAGCAGAACACAAGGAUCCUGUAUUAAGAUUUUACAAACGCUGUUUGCGUUGGUUAUGCGAGGUGGCCAACAAUCCAUAUGCACAGAUGGAAACAGAAAAGUUUCUGAAGGAUGAAACGUAUACCAGGAUGUUAGAAAAUGUUUCUAAACGCAUUGGUCAUCAGAUUGAUCAUGAAACUGCAAAUUUGAUGUACAUGAUGUGUGGCUUUGAGACUGCAUGGAAAAUAGAUACAGAGUCUCCUUGGUGUAGAAUGUUCAGUUUAAACGAUUUUAAGGUACUUGAGUAUGCUGAAGACUUAAAGAAAUAUUGGAUUGAUGGGUAUGGUUACAAACUGACUUACGAGCAAGCAUGUCCUACAUUGAGGGAUAUGUUUGAUUUUUUCGCAUCUGAUGAUGGGCCAUUGGUAUCGGCAUACUUUACGCAUUCCGGCACAAUUUUAAAGUUACUAGCUUCAUUAGGAGUCGCUAGAGAUGACGAACAUUUGACUCACAAUCUCUUUCAUUUAUAUGCAGAUGAUAGAGCUUGGAAAACUGGGGUCAUCGAUAGUUUUGCGUCCAACAUAGCGUUCGUCUUAUACAAUUGUUCGUCUGGAGGCCCUAGCAUACUUUUUAUGCAUCAAGAACGACCACUCUCUCUACCUGGGUGUCCUUUACACAUACCGUGUCCAUUGUCCAUCAUGAAAGCACUGUACCCUGAUCACGAGGCAGAGUGUCGGUUCGAUGAAAUGUGUGAACUAGAUCAAACCUCAUAA